ACGACGCGCCCAUUCGUUUCAACUUCCUUUUCUUCUUUCUCUCUGCGACGGCGAUCACCCUUUCUCGGCUCAUCUUAUUCUUUGCCUGGUAGAGAUACCAUGCUAAAGAGAAGAGGAUGCCCUAAAGGGUCAAGUGCUCAGAAGAAGAUUAAAGAGAGUGCGGAUAGUGGACUGGAGAUUCUUGAUAAUUUGCCAAAUGUUUUGAAAGUGGAAUCCAUCUCUGGAGAUGUGCAGGAUGCAGAAUUCUAUGUUUCAGAUACGAGUAUGCCAAAGAAGAGGGGACGAGGACGGCCCAAAGGUUCUGGGGUUCAGAACCAUGAAGAAAGUAUCCAUAGCAACUUGAACAGUCAGAAUAUUUCAUCAGCUUUGGGGGACGUUGGCCGUAGGUGUGAAGAGUCAGGACAGUCAGGGUCAAAGGUUCAGAAAUGUCAAGUUGUUCAACGCAACUCAAACUUUGACCACGUUCCAUUGAAUAUGGUGGGGGUUAGUUCUCGGGGUGAAGAGUUAGAAGAGGCUGGACCAGAAGAUCCAACAACUCGUAAGAACCAUAAACAGAAUGCAGAUGGUGUAAGCAUCAAUCCUAAAAGAAAGGGAAGAGGACCGACAAAAGGAUUGAUACUUGAAAUGAAGCGUCAACAGAGUGCAGACGGGAAGUUGGAUGUUCUUAUUCAUCCAACAAAGCUAGUGGCAGUAGGUCCUGGCCGUAAAGAUUUUAUUACGGACCUCUCUCUUAUUGUUCGAAAGCAUGCCCGUUUGAACGUGCACAUGUGGAGGAAGGUUCCAAAAAGUACUAGAGAUACAAUAGUGCAAAGUAUUCUGAACAACUGGAGACUUCAAGAUACGGAUAUGGUGCGAAAAGCCAUUUUGGAUGAAGCAGGACGAUUAUAUCGAAAUUGGCGCAAUAGGCUUCAUGAUUAUUAUUUGGUGUUUGAAACAAAAGAGGAGGCCUUGAAGCAUGUUCCUAACGAUGUCAAUCCUUCUGAUUGGCAAUUCAUGGUUGAUUAUUUUAGCAGUCCUUCUUUCAAGUUGAUAAGCACAGUAAACAAGACAAAUAGGACAAAAAUGCAGACAAAUCAUACCAGUGGCCAGAAAUCUUUUCAUGCGGUCAGCUAUGAAGCUCGGGACCCGGUGACUGGAAAGGAGCCUCAUUUGCAGAAAUUGUGGCAGCUGACACACAAAAAGACAAAUGGUGAAUGGGUUGAUGAGGCAUCUAAGGAAGUAAACGACAAGAUUGCCGAACAAAUUGAUAAGAAUUUACGUGAGCUAGAGGAUUCUCAAGAAGGGAUUGAAACAGUUGAACCUGAAAUUAUUAAUAAUGCCUUCGAGUCAGUGGUCAGGAAUAAAACAUGUGUGCUAGGUUCUGGAGGAGGACCGCAGUCUUCAAAGUCUAAUACAGUUCAGCAGCUGCUGGCUGAAUUAGAGGCCCAGAAGAGGGAGACAGAGAAUGCUAGGAAAGAAUGCAAUGAAACGAGAGCUAAGCUUGUUGAGGUCGAGUCCCAGCUAGAUGAAGAGCGGAGGAAGAGGGAGGAGAUUGAGGCUCGUCUACUGAAUCGUCAAAAGGAAAUGCAGGAAAUCAAUAGUCAGGUUCAGACUGCUAUCCAGUCUGCAUUCAUGCGGUAUCAUCCACCAACAAAUGAAGAAGAGACCUCAGCAAAGCAGAACAGCUUGAUUGCAGAGCUUGAAGCACAACUCGUUGAGGCAGAGGAUGUGAUCUCAGAUCUUAGAUCAGAAUUAGAUAGGCGCAGCAGGCGCUAGUCAAGCAA
Arachis duranensis is the source of this 1763-nucleotide messenger RNA. RefSeq lists its product as uncharacterized. Bases 100 to 1755 code for a protein of 551 amino acids. Lineage: Eukaryota; Viridiplantae; Streptophyta; Magnoliopsida; Fabales; Fabaceae. The transcript is spliced from 10 exons. The record is from RefSeq and is a predicted model, not a curated record.